AGGACUUAUGGAAGGUCGCUCAAGUAAAUAGAUCAGAGAAAGGUUCUUAAAUAAUUUGGAUCCUGAAAUAAAUAAGGAAAAAUUCACUUUAUAAGAAGAUCAAAUAAUUUUAGAACAAUAUCGAAUAUACGGUCCUAAGUGGAGCGAAAUCGCAAAAAUGUUAAAUCGAAGACCAGUACAGUGAGGACCUAUCAUUAGGAAAACUAAGUGAAGAAUCGUUUUUACUCUUAUAUAAAAAGAGUACAUAUGUUAGAUGAAAGAUCUGAUGAUGAUGACAAUGACCGAUCAAUGGAAUCAGAACAAGAGCAACCAUUAAAAAUAGUUCAGAAUACUAUGUUAAAUGUUUCUUAGCCUAUUUAUCAACCUUUAGAAACUAUUUAGAGUUUAAAAGAAGAGCAUGAUAAUACAAAAAACGACUCAUUGCUUAUUAACCAAACACCUUCUCAUCGUAUAUAGCCAUCAAUUAAUUUAAUUUAAGGUCGUUUUUAUCAUUUUAUUAUUAGACUCAUUUGAUUCAAAGUAGUUCGGAGGGAUAGAUGAAUAAGAUAUUUCCCCUUUUAAUUAACAUAGAAAGAUAUUAGAAUAUAGUCCAAUUAAUUUUUAGUAUGCUCAUCAUCAACCAAAUUUUGAUAUGAUCUAAGAAGAAAUGAAGGAGUUAAAAUGCUAAAUAGAAAGUAUCAAUAUAGAACAUCCCAUUUGAAAUUAAAUUUUAUUUAUUUAUUUUAAGCAUAG
Molecule: messenger RNA, 732 nt
Organism: Paramecium sonneborni
Lineage: Eukaryota; Ciliophora; Oligohymenophorea; Peniculida; Parameciidae
Source: the annotation of a GenBank genome assembly